AUGGACACCCCCAGACUUAAGAAGGCGCUCAUGCAUGCCAUCACGGUCCAGCUGAGGGCUAUGGGCAAGCGCAUGAUGCUUGAAGCUGCGCAAGUGGUCAAGGCUGAGCUGAAGAAGCGCCUGAUUUCCAUGGCAUUUCAGCUCAUUUCGGAGUUGACGGGCAUUGGCGGUGAUGACAAUCCGGACGAGGACACGUUGGGCGGCGAUUCUUUCUCCAACGUCUUGACUGGAUGGCUUCCCAGCAGCGUCGAUGUGCCGGGCACGCCGGGCUUGCCGACGGCAGGAUCCGUCUUCGACAACAUGGAUACGAUGAUGACGGGCCCCGGGCUCGACGGCCUUGCCAGCUUCUCCGGGCCGAAAUUGGACGGCAUUGACCUCGAGGGCCUCGCAGAUGAAGCAAACAAAGGUGCCCACAUGGAGGAUCUAGGCGACGAGGAUAACUUGGUCAACAGCCUUUUCGAGGCCAACAAGGGCCAGCUGAUGGGCGGAGCCAUGGCUUUCGGCCUCCCCACAGGGGCUGGGAUUUGUACCGAUGAAAAUCAAGAGCAGUUCCAGCAGUCCAUCGUCAAGUCCAAGGAGUACCUGACGGAUAUCCGGAAGUCGGAUAUGGUCGAUGUCUUCUCAAGAGCGGGCGGUUUGGCCUGCACAGUGGAAGACCUCGGGAAUGAUGUUAUCGACUUCUUGGAUGAGAUCAUGGACGCAGCAGAAACCAUCCACAUCUUCGUGAAGCUCGUGAAGCCGCUUCCCAUGGUCGGCAAAAUCGGAAAGUUUUUGGACAAGCCCAUUAAGAAUGUCAGAAAGCAGCUGGAAAAACAGUUCAAGAAGAUCCAGGACUUCAUCCGAGACGUUCUCCUGCCACCGACCAAUGGAUUGUGCCAAUUCGUGAGCAGCAUUGUCAACAAGAUGGACUAUCUUCUGACAGGCUUUGAUGUUGGGCUGAUCGCCGCCUUCCCGCCGGUGCAGCCUGCGGAGAUGAUCGGACAGGUCCUUCAGGUCUGCGCAUGGAUGCCUCCUUCGGUGAGGAUCCUGAAGCCGGUUCUGAAAGUCAUUUCCCAGGCGGUAUCCUUCGCUGGGAUGCCCCUCGGGUUCAUCAAGACGGUCACCGUCUGGGUGGAGGAAUGGUUCGCUAGGCCGCUGGUCGAUGGCUUCAAGUGGGUCUCCAACGCGGUGAACUCCUUCGUCGGGCCACUCCAGAAGGUGACGGACUUCCUUGGGAAGAAGUACAAGGUUUGCAUCUUGUGGGAAUGCUGGAGCUUCUCCAUCAAAGGUUUGCUUGACAAGUUGUCCGGCUUCUUGGAGGACAUAUUCGACUUUGCCCUCAAGCCUUUCAACAAGUUGCUGAAGCAGAUCUUCAAGCCCAUCGAGACGAAGGUAAAAGAGGUCUUGCCGCUUUACUGA
Molecule: messenger RNA, 1398 nt
Organism: Symbiodinium natans
Lineage: Eukaryota; Dinophyceae; Suessiales; Symbiodiniaceae
Source: the annotation of a GenBank genome assembly